AUGAAUGACGCCAUCGACAAUAAGGGCGCAGUCUCUACGACUGCAUCUACCGACACGGUCCCUCUUCAUAACAACCAAAAGGCGUCUAAAUUGCUUCAGCUACUCAGAGAUCGUCCAUUGCUCGCAUCAGGCUCGGCUGCUUUUGAUCGCUUGUUCGUUGCACCCGGUGGCCUAAGCGGCAGGCCUGUCAUCGAGCUGGUCGGUCCACCGGGAGAGGGGAAGAGCAGAAUCGCGCUCUCUAUCGCUCUGCAGCGCUGUAAAUCGGAUUGCCAGACGAACCAGGUUGUUAUCAUUGACACAGAAGGCGCACUGACUCCUUCCGUCAUCUUCUCUGCUGCACUUGCUCUUGCAAAUGGCCAUCGAGAGGAAGCCAUAAGCUGGACCAAUCGCAUCCAUCUCUUGCGCUGUUUCGAGCGAGACCAUUUCAUUGCUACACUGCUCAACUUGUCCAACUGGCUCAAGCAGAACACCCAAGUCGGACUCGUCAUCAUCGAUUCCGUCUCGGCUCCCCUGCGAUUGAACAUGUUCCCCACACUACCGGGUCUGGCCACCUCGAAACAGACCGACGAGGCUUCGCCCGCUGCUCAGCGUCAUGCUCUCAUGAGCUUGGUCUCACGUACACUAGCCCAGUUGACGACAAGUCAGGUCCAAGUCGUUGCGACGGCGCAGAUGAAGAAUCUCAUUGCAGAAUUUGACGGUAUAAGGGACAAGAUGAAAGACACAGCGACGCUCGUUCCACAGGCUGGCGAAGCCUGGCAUCCACCCCAAGGUCUGGAGAGAAUUGUCAUCUUUGGACUUCACGACGGAACGAGAUGUGCUCAGAACAUGGGUACUGGCGUUCGAGUGACAUAUGAGACUACACGUUAUGGCAUCAGGUGA
Messenger RNA from Mixia osmundae IAM 14324, 879 nucleotides. RefSeq lists its product as uncharacterized. The record is from RefSeq and is a predicted model, not a curated record. Gene Ontology annotation, molecular function: ATP binding; crossover junction DNA endonuclease activity; four-way junction DNA binding. The transcript is spliced from 2 exons. The coding region runs from base 1 to 879 and encodes 292 amino acids. Gene Ontology annotation, biological process: DNA repair; meiotic DNA recombinase assembly; reciprocal meiotic recombination. Lineage: Eukaryota; Fungi; Basidiomycota; Mixiomycetes; Mixiales; Mixiaceae. Gene Ontology annotation, cellular component: Rad51C-XRCC3 complex; Rad51B-Rad51C-Rad51D-XRCC2 complex; replication fork.